This is a messenger RNA of Moneuplotes crassus, 387 nucleotides long. The record is from the annotation of a GenBank genome assembly. NCBI's taxonomy places the organism in Eukaryota, Ciliophora, Spirotrichea, Euplotida, Euplotidae.
CAUCUAUUAAACUCUCGAUAUAAACUUAUGAGCAUCGAAACACCCCUCGUUGGUGAAGUAGUCCAUAAUCAUGUCUUGCAGAGUGGAGCUAUCGUAGUUGAAGUUGGUUUUCCCUCUCAUUCCGUUGAUUCCGAUCGAAUACAAGUCGUGCAUAACAGCAGCUUCCUUCUCACAUUUGAAGGUUCCGAUGUAUUUCUUCUUGCUGCGGACGUUAAUAAGGACCUGCCAGCGCUUUCCAUUGCCGAGCAAUCCGAUGUACCUCGAUCUUCUUCUAGAAGCGCCAUUGUGAAGACCUCUAGAGCUUUUUGAAGUUGCUCUGAAGCUCACUUCUUGAUUACUCCCAAUUAUUUGAAGAACCAUACGGAGGUUUUGGGAGAUGUCAGGUAG